Plectropomus leopardus (leopard coralgrouper) is the source of this 358-nucleotide messenger RNA. The record is from RefSeq and is a predicted model, not a curated record. NCBI's taxonomy places the organism in Eukaryota, Metazoa, Chordata, Actinopteri, Perciformes, Serranidae.
CAUGGCUGAUGACAGCGUGAAGAGCGAAGUUUCAGCCCAGAGGGAAGAGGAGAAUGGAGAUAGUAAGAGCAAUGAGAAGACAGGCAGCGCUGAUGGGGAAACUGCAGCAGAGAAGCAAACUGUGUCCAAAAGGCAAAGAAAGAAGCUCCUGAAGCAGCAGAAAUGGGAAGAAGAGAGGGAGCUCCGGAAGCAGAGACGGAAGGAGAGAAAGCAGCAGCGCCGGCUGCAGAGGCACAAUCACCAGGAGGAGGAGGGAGGAGAGGCUCUGAAUUUCCGGAAACGUCCACGCAGAGAGGUGACGCCCAGCUCACUGAGGCUGGUGGUGGACUGCAGCUUCGAUAACCUCAUGCUAAUCAAG